GUUAGCAAGCUAUUCUUAAGGUUUUGAAAGUUUAUUAAUGGGACUGCAUUGGAGAUUCUAAAGAGUUCAAAUGUAUUUUUUAAACUGAGAAUUGUUUAUAUAGACAGCAGGUUUAGGGAAAUGUUUUAGGCACUUUUUGGAUUAUUACUCUGACUUUUACACAUACCAUAGUAUCUUUAAAUGAUAUUUUUUAAGAGAACAAUGUAAGGCUAUAAGACACGAUUCACAUCUGUGAAGAUGUUUGAAUCAUUAUAGCAUCUGUAAAUCAUUUAUACUGUAAAAUUCAGUGCUCCAAAUCAGCAAGCUUUUGUUGGGAAUUCUGGUGGGAUUUUGUAUAUCAGAGCUUGAGAAAAGUGGAACUGAAGGAAGUUAGAAAUGUUGUAUUUCGGUCUCCUGACACAUGCUACGGUAACUGGGAUAUAAAUAUACUGUUAAUUUGAGAAUUUGGGCAUUUGAUUGUGUAGUGUCCUGUGUGUGAUUCGUUUAUAAAGUCAUUACAGUAUAUGGUUUAUGAAAAAGUGGCGUCUAGAUCAAAUUGUGAUUUUAAACCUUUUAGCUUUCAAUUUCCACAAUGAGUGUCAGAAAGAGAGGAAAAUGCUAAUUUAAGGAAAAAUACAGAAAGUAGAAAAAGAUUUGGGGGCUGCAUCUUUGUUUGCCUGAAGUUAAAGUAGUUCAUAGAUGAGGUUCAUGAGAACAGAGAGGAAAAAGAGGUUAAAAUAAAUACCCAUGUCACUCUGUGGUCAUUGAAGUUAUUUUCACCAACAGUGCGACUGUUACAUGUGGUAUCUACUAUGAACCUCUAAAAAUUGUCAGACCAGGUGAAAUGUCAGCCUUCCUGCACUGAAAACCCUAAUAAGCUGAUUGAACUAAAUUGAUUGAGUAAACUCGUUCCCUCAAUUCAAUUGAGUAAUGGAAUCUUCUAAAACUUGCAUAUUUAAGUUUAUUUAACUUAGCGAUUAUGUAGACUAUACUUAAAUUGUUCAGUUCACCAAACUUGGUGCUUAUUCAAUGUACUUAAACGAUUAUGUUGACUUAACUUGGCAUUCAUUUCAAGUCUACUUAUAUAUUUAAGUUAACUCAACAUGGAAAUUUAACUGAAACGGUUCUGUUUUAUUGACAAAAUGUCACAAUAUUAAUAAAAAUACAGUACACACUAUACUGAAAUGGAAAUAGGUCACAGCCACACUAACAUUUGACCGUUUAUGCCUUGUGCAAACAAAGCAAAAUAUAAUAAAACAAACUCAACAUAUACAGUGUCAUACUGUAUAUACUAUACUGUAAUGGAAAUAUUAUUGAGUCACAACCACACUACAGAGGUGUAACAGGGGGAAAAUAUCCAAAACAAAGGGUGGUGUUAAAGUCUCACAGUAGGCGUUUCUUAAACAAAAAACGUGUUGGCAAGUGAUUUGGGGUAAUUUAGGUCUAGUGCAUAAAUUAGACCAAAGAGAAGACACAUUGUCUGUGGGAGGUCCUGCAUUUUGUCCAUCACCACAUGGCCUUCAAGAAUUAUUCCAAUCGAAGAAGUCAAAUGCAAGGAGUUGGGGGGCUGAAGAUCAGUGUCCUGGAAUAAGAUCCCCACUGGCACAUCCAGGAUAGUGUUGCGAUGAUCAGACACCUAGUGACAAAACAGGAGGCUCAGUAAAAUGAACAGAAGCAGCUGUAACAGUACAUUUUCAAGGGACCUGUUACCUCCCAUCUAUGGUGUGGAGAUGUGUGUGGCACUGGCGGGGAACAUACUGGCACUGUGGCUGCUUGUGACUAAGGAGAGAAAGAAUUGGCACACCGGAGUGGUGUUCUCCUGCAACCUGAUCAUCAGUGACAUCUUUUAUGCCCUCGGUCUCCCACUUCUUAUCCACUAUUAUUCAAAUGGACGGGUCUGGAUAUUUGGUGAAGCUCUCUGCAAAAUAGAACGCUUUCUGUUCACCUGUAACCUCUAUGUCAGCAUUUACUUCAUCAUGUGCAUCAGUGCUAACAGAUACCUGGCCAUUGUUCAUCCCUUUUUCACACGCAAACACAUUCGACCGAAACAUGCCAAGAUCGUCAGCGUGUUUGUCUGGAUCUUUGUGGCAAGCAUUUCGUCUCCAAUCCUCUACUAUGCAGGUGUGAAUAACAAUGACAAAUGUUUUUUAUUUGUAAGAAAUUACAGUGAACCAAUUAUUAAGAAGAACUUCAGGGUGUUUAUGGCUGUUACGGGUUGUUUAGUUCCAUGUGUAAUUACGUUUGCAUCAUAUUUUGGUGUUUUGUGGGUGGUUUUUAAAAAUGCAAAUAUCACCUCAUUGGAGAAAAAAAAAGUGGCCCUGAUUGUGGGUUUAGUCUGCGUCCUGUACGCUGUGUCUUUUGUCCCCUUUCACAUUCUACAAAUAUGGAAUUUUAAAUUGAGGGAAGAAAAGAAGACUAAUUGUUAUGUGCGUAAUGGAUACCAAGUGUCAAAAGCAUUAGCCUGCCUGAACAUGUGUCUUCAUCCCAUCCUGUACAUGGCUGUGUUUGACAGCAUCAGGGCAGUGUGCUGCAGACGGAGCUAUAACGUAUCAAACGUACAAAACACAGUUGGAGAACGUUUGUCAAAUGACCUUGAAUUGAAAUCCAGAGACUGAGAC
This is a messenger RNA of Hemibagrus wyckioides, 2597 nucleotides long. Its product is annotated as P2Y purinoceptor 11-like. The coding region runs from base 1644 to 2594 and encodes 316 amino acids. NCBI's taxonomy places the organism in Eukaryota, Metazoa, Chordata, Actinopteri, Siluriformes, Bagridae. Gene Ontology annotation, cellular component: plasma membrane. The transcript is spliced from 2 exons. The record is from RefSeq and is a predicted model, not a curated record. Gene Ontology annotation, biological process: G protein-coupled receptor signaling pathway; cellular response to ATP; calcium-mediated signaling. Gene Ontology annotation, molecular function: neurotransmitter receptor activity; G protein-coupled ATP receptor activity.